CAAAACAGUUUAACUAAUUAAUUAUAAAUCUAAUUAUUUUUGAUUUAAAAUAAAAAAAAGUAAUUAAUAUAUUAAUCAUGAAUAUUAUAUCAUGUAGUAUAUGGUUAGCCGGCCUAUUGUUGUUACCAGUUUGCUAUACUACUACUACUACUACUACAGUGUCCAGCAAAAUAACCUUGCACAAUCACUGUCUAAGUACCGUAUGGCCGCGUAUUGUUGGCCAGAAAAUUAACGAUAGCUACGAGCUAGCGAUUGGCCAGAAAAUAGAUUUGACAAUUCCGAUGGGUUGGUCGGGUCAGAUAUGGGCCCGAACUGGUUGUCUGGACAAAACCGGAUCAAAAUGCCUGACCGGUACACCCGAUACCCGAUCGGCAACUCAAGCCGUGUUCAAUUUUAGCGGUUCACGUGGACAGUUAGACAAAUAUUCGGUAUCGAUUGUCGAUGGCUAUAAUCUACCCAUCAGUAUCAAUGCCAUUGCCAAUACAUGGAUGACUGUUAACGGUAGCCGAUGUUCGUGGAAUGGCUGUACAACUGAUCUGAAUACAUACUGUCCCCAGGAGUUGGCAUUACUUAGUGGUACCGAUAUUAUCGGGUGUCAGAGUCCGUGUCGUAAGUUUAAUACAGAUGACUACUGUUGUCGGCCACCGUUUGUCCAGAAAGGUAUAUGCGAUGCCAGCAAAUUCAAGAAAAACUACCCGGCCCUGUUUCAUGGACACUGUCCCAAUAUGUAUACAUUGGAUCCGAUCUAUGAGGGAACAGGUAGCUUGUAUUCGUGUGGCGGUAAUCCUCAAACAUCGUUUGAUUUGUUUUUUUGCCCCGGGCCAUAUUGAUUCAAACAAUAAAUAUUAUUGUAAUAAUAUUUAAAA
Molecule: messenger RNA, 866 nt
Organism: Oppia nitens
Lineage: Eukaryota; Metazoa; Arthropoda; Arachnida; Sarcoptiformes; Oppiidae
Exons: 1
Coding region: 78-830 (250 amino acids)
Source: RefSeq, a predicted model, not a curated record